Molecule: messenger RNA, 4518 nt
Organism: Aphanomyces invadans
Lineage: Eukaryota; Oomycota; Saprolegniomycetes; Saprolegniales; Verrucalvaceae
Exons: 3
Coding region: 51-4442 (1463 amino acids)
Biological process (GO): vesicle transport along actin filament; actin filament organization
Cellular component (GO): myosin complex; vesicle; cytoplasm
Molecular function (GO): microfilament motor activity; ATP binding; actin filament binding
Source: RefSeq, a predicted model, not a curated record
GCGACGGCGACGUUGGUUGAAGAUUUCCCACAUCUGUAUCACCGACGCCAAUGGAGGUCGGCGCGCGGGUGUGGAUCGAAGACCGUGACGCGAUAUGGCUCUCGGCCGUGAUAGAAGAGUGCCUUGAUGGAGAUUUCGUGCGUGCACGCUUGGACGACGGCUCGGUCAUCACGCGACCGUCCAACGGUGUCGUGAAUGGAAAGCUCGAGCAGAUAAUACACCUUCGAAACGAUCAAGAAGACUUUACGACCGUGCCGGACCUGAUCUCGCUCCAGUACUUGCACGAACCCGAACUCUUGUAUGCCGUGUGCGACCGAUAUGCUCACGACUUCAUCUACACAUAUAUUGGCGAGAUUCUGCUGUCGUUCAACCCGUUCCAGCGCCUCAACAUUUACUCCCACAAAUACGUACAAACGUAUGCCACGUCGUCCGAUCAAGACGCGAGUCUUCCGCCGCAUGUGUUUGCCAUCGCAGCGAACGCUUACAAGAGCUUGUGCGACGACAAGAAGAACCAGAGCAUCCUCGUGAGUGGAGAGUCUGGGGCGGGGAAGACGGAAAAUACCAAGUUUCUCAUGCAGUACCUCACGGACGUCGGGGCCAUGGAUGUGUCGUUGACUACAUCGCCCUGUAAGGCUAGCAUGACGAAGCGGGGGGGUAGUCGAGGCAAGGCUGCAGCCCCCACUGCACAAAUACAAACCCAGAUCUUGCAAACGAACCCGAUCUUGGAAGCGUUUGGGAACGCCCGGACUGUGCGCAAUGACAACUCGAGUCGCUUUGGCAAGUUUAUCGAGCUUCAAUUCGGCGACCACCACAAGAUUGUUGGCGCCAAGCUCAGCGUGUACUUACUGGAGAAAAUCCGCGUAAGCCACCAGUCCGACAACGAGCGCAACUUUCACAUCUUCUACGAACUGUGUGCUGGUGCCGACGACGAGUUGGCGGCUGCGCUGUCGCUGUCGGACGCCGAGGACUUUGCCUUGCUCAACGAAAGCGGAUGUUUCACGCGGCGAGACGGCGUGGACGAUGCCGCCCAAUUCCAAGAAACUUCGAAGGCGUUCACAGACAUGGGGAUCCUCCAAGACGAGCAGCGGAGCAUUUUCGGCAUCGUGGCAGCGCUGCUUCAUCUGGGCAAUGUCGGGCUGGACGGGACGACGUGCGAGGCGUCCAACAUGGAGCAUGCGACGAUCGACGCCGAAUCUCGCCAUCAUUUGGACACAGCAGCGACAUUGCUGGGUGUUUCGCCCAUGGAGCUCACACAAGCGCUUGUGACGCGCCACGUGACAACAACCAAGGACAAGAUCAUGGUCAAGCUGUCGCCUGAGCAGGCCAACGAGGCCAAGCAAUCGCUGACGCAGAGUUUGUUUGGCGGGUUGUUCAAGUGGAUCGUGUCGCGGCUGAGCAGUGUGAUCCGGCACGAUGCCGCCAGCGUCAACACGAUCGGGAUCCUCGACAUUUUUGGGUUUGAAAAUUUGGUCUCUAACGGGUUUGAGCAGCUCUGCAUCAACUACGCAAACGAACGGCUUCAAUCCCAGUUCAACGACCUCGUGUUCGCCAAGGAGCAGCGCAUGUACGAGGCCGAAGGCAUCGAGUGGAAGUACAUCGAGUACCCGGACAACGCGCCGUGCUUGCAGCUCCUGGAAGAUCGACCGAUGGGCAUGUGGUGCUUGCUCGACGAAGAAGGGAUGCUACCUAAGGGGACGAACGAAGGCUGGAUCACCAAGCUGUACAGCCAGUACUUGGACGACAGCACAACCGUGGACGACGCAAAGGUCCCGACGUCUCGGCGGCAGUCCUGUCCCGAACAAGGCAAAGGGAAGAUGCCGUCGCUGUCCCAACCAACGCCUCGAAAACCAUCCCGCCCGUUCUUCUCGACCAGUUCCCAACGCGUUGAGUUUCAGUUUGUUGUGGGCCAUUUCGCUGGUCGCGUCGUGUACGAGAACGACACGUACUUGGAAAAGAACCAGGACGCGCUCCCAGGGGAAGCGCUCGAGCUGUGCCGUUCGUCCUCGAACGAGAUUGUGCAGAGCUUGCUGCAGCUCACAGGGACUGCGACGGCGUCUGGAAAGCGAGGUGGUGCGUCCAAAAGUCGCAAACCCCCUGUCGUAUUGCGACAACCCAGCAGCAUUCGGUCGACCAGUGUGUCGGCCCAAUUCAAGUCUCAGUUGGACGAUCUCAUUCAAGUGAUUGGCAGCACACAAGCGCGGUACAUUCGAUGUGUCAAACCCAACGACGUGCACACGCCCCGAGAGCUCAACAAGGCGCGCGUUGUGCAGCAACUCCGGUCUGGCGGGGUCUUGGAAGCGGUCCGCAUUGCCCGAGCAGGAUAUGCUGUGCGUGUUGACCAUGGCAGUUUUGUGGACGCGUUUGGGUUUUUCAAACCCCGGACCAGCGCCAAGAAAGACCUCCAGGGCGUAUGCGAACAAAUCGUCGCGGCCAUCAUGCUGCAAUUCUAUGCCAACGACGCCCCUGGCAUUGUCGACAUUGCCACGACGGUCGCGAGGGGUCAAACCGCGAGAAUCGAUCGCCAGGCAUUCCAUGAAGCCUGCGGGUCGGUGGGGUUCCAGCUUGGCAACUCCAAGAUCUUUUUUCGAAAAGACGUAUACAACGACCUGCGUCGGUUCCGUCGCCAAAUCAUGGCGAGGCAUGCGACGUUGCUCCAGCGCAACGUUCGGGGCUUCUUGGGUCGGAAAGUUGCGGCGGCGCGGCGGCGAGCGGCGGCUGUCCUCCAAACAUGGAUGCGACAGUGUUUGGCGUACAGGGCCCGCGUCCGUGCGUCCGUGCUGAAAUUGCAAACGUGGGUGCGAUCGCGCGUGGCCAUGUCCAAGUACCACCGCUUCGUUCGAGCCAUGGAGACAUUGCAAAAGUUUGGGCGUCAUGUAUUGUGGACGACGCGCUUCCAAGCAAAGGUACAAAUGCGAGUGGUGAUGCGACCACCGCUGGAGAUUCCCAAACCGCGGCAAACCACCACCCCUCGAGCAAAAACCACACCAACCAAAAAGUCGGCGGCGGCGGCGCCUCUCGUCUCUGCCACCAAAGCCAAUGGUCGAUCCCGCCAUGGCCACGACGACGAUGAUGACGACGGUCAGGAGCAAAGAGGUACAGGCGACGCAGUGCUGGCGGCAUUGACCCUUCAAAACGAACUCCUCAAGCAAGAACUUGACAUAUUGCGAAAGCAAACGGCGGCCCAAGUGCAGAUCCAUCUGAACCGUGUCGAUCCAAUGCCGCCAGCAUCCCAUGCACCCACUCAAGAGUAUGCGGUAUUUGACCACCCUGCCGAACACAGCUAUGGCUAUGGACACCCGUCGAUGGCGCCGCCGCCGGCAUUCUAUCAUCCCGACCAGUUCAGUCCACCGCCGCCAGCACCGCCGGCCCCUGCCUUUACCGAGCUCGAGUUUGCCCAUCAGCAAAUCAUCUCGCUGUCCCAGCAACUGCUUGUGACGCAAAUCAAGUAUUCCAACCUCCUCAUGGACUACAACGAGCACUUGUGCGGGUAUGACGCCGACAAGCCAGCGUUGUCGGAUGACGCGUUCGCGAUGGUCGAAGCGCUGGAUAUUCCGUGCCCCGCCACACUCGACUGCGCGCAGGAGCAAUUGCGCGCGUUGCUGAGAAAGUUGCACAUGGCUCAAGAGAAACUCAAGCACCUCGAAGCCGACAUGUAUGGGCAAUUCACGAAUGACAGCGGGUUCGCCGUCGCUACAGGCGCUGCGUCCAUGCUGCUCCACCCCAACGCAACCAAGAUGACCCGCGGCGAAUCCAUUGACACUGUCGAGUUUACGCCUCGGAGGUCGUCGGAGUGGCGCCCCCACUUUGAUGACCACAUCGGCGGCAGCAGUCGCCAGCUCCAUUCCAUGGCGUUGCCUGCGAUCCACGACUACGACAAUGACGAAUGCAUGUCGGAGGUGGACAACUUGGAGUACGAGCAAAAGGUGGAGGAGCUGCAGCGCCAAGUGGAUUUGCUUCGCAUGUCCGUCAUGCAUAAACCCCGCGCGACCAACAGCCACGGCGCCACAAUGGCCAUGACUGCAAGCACUGUGUCGUCGUCACGAUCGUCGAUUGGAUCGAUGACGGAAGGACAGCUCGCAGACCUCCGUCGGUCCUUUGGCUACCGGCCCAACACCCCUCGUCGACUCACGUACCAUGUCAAGGACGUAACGACGUGGGCUCGCGACGACAAGUGCUUUGAAUGCAAGGUGGAGUUUGGGUUCUUUACGAGGCGGCACCACUGCCGCAUGUGUAGUCAGUCGUUCUGUCAUGAGCACUCGAACCGACGAGCGCGCCUCGUGGGCGUCGGCAGCGAGGACGAGGACGAGCCCGUGCGUGUGUGCGACGUCUGCUUUGUCGACAUAUGUAAUGAAUCGAGGCGCCAAGAACAGCUGCAGAUGCAUGUUCGCCAGUAUCCCCAACGGAACAGUGUCGGCGGCGCCGCGAGCUUUUCUUUGGAUUAGCGAGCUGUGCCACUUUUCGGGUUUUGGAAACAGUGUCAGUAUUUAUUGCGAAAAUGAAUUGAUAUUUUGAUGUCGA